CUUCCGCCGCCCGCCCUCCAGCGCUUUGGGACAUGUAGUUCUUUUUGGUGCCGUUUUAAAACCUCCGCUGAGAACCUUCGAGAACCAGUUCUUUACAUUGUGGUUAGCGACAACUUCUACAUCAACGAAUUUAAAUACAUUAUUUUCACGUCACCUGCACCACGUCAGACGGAAAAAGACGGGAAUUCUGUUCAUUCGUGCACUACAACAACCAACAUCGCCCCUAAUGAAUGCAAGGCAGUGUAAACACAACUCCAGGAACAUGAAAAGAUCGGGUGACAGUGAGGGGGAGAAGAGAAGAAAGAGGCGUAGGCUACUGCAGGAGUUAGGAGACCAGAAGAUCCCCUUUUUGGGACCUUCAGACCGAGGCUUUCAGCAACUGUGGGAUUCCAGUUACUGUGGCUUGGCGUUGAGGAAAUCCUGUUCGCUGCCUGUUGAGCUGCAUGGUCGAGUUCAGACAGCUCUGCUCACCCUCAGAAGGAAGGGCUGCCUCCUGAAGGAUCUGGUUCGUGUUCGUGAUCGAGAUGUGUUUACUGCCGUGUCACGAGUGCUGGUGGGUGAGCCGGGCCAUACCUACCGCUAUCUGGACACACGGCUCUUUGCUAUUCCCUGGCACAGUGAGGACACAGAGGUCAAGGGACAAAACUGUUGUGAUCCAGACUUAAGAGCUGCCUGCAAGGCACUAUGGGAGCUCAACAACUUCUUCUGCUCUGAUGUGUCUCAGCUGAAAGAAGGAGACAAGCUAACAAAAUGUGUGAAGGCCGAAGCAGAAGUUAAACUAGGUGAGGAGGGGGACACAGAGUCAAAACACAGUGAAGACUCUAAAAAUAGUGAAGGGGGAGACUCAGAGUCCAGGCAAAGUGAGGAGGGGGAAACAGAGUCCAAACACAGUGAGGAGUGGGACAUUGAGUCAAAACAUAGUGAAGAAGGCUGCUCUGGGUCAAAACUGGAAGGGGAGUGGGAGACUGAGUUCAAACUCGGCAGCGAGAAGGGGGAGUCCUCCCAAGUUUCACAAAGUGGAACCUGUGUUGCAGCAACUUCAGAACACAGCGAAGGAAAAUGCACCGGCUGGACAACCAAAGCCACCAGUGGGAUAGAGACGAACCCUGCAAGAUUAGAGGCCCAAGGGAAGCCUGUAACUCAACUAAAGCACAGCCUGUCAGAUUACCACAUUCAGGACAAGGAGGAACAUGAGACUGCGCAGGGUUGUUCCCAGCCCACUCCUCAAGUUUGCACUGGUUUGGUUAGCUUCAAUGUCACCUUACUGAACUACAUGGACCCAGCACAAAUGAGCCAUCUAAAAGAGGAGCCCUACUAUGGCAUGGGGAAAAUGGCAGUAGGGUGGCACCAUGACGAAAACCUAAUCACACAUUCACCAGUGGCUGUUUACAACUUUAAUUGUCAAAAUGACAAAGGCGAAUGCAGUGAAGGAGGCAGUGACGAGAAGGCACGCUGGAGGAUCGGGCUCAAGGUGGCCUGGGACAUCCACACUCCUGGCCUGAUGCUACCGCUGGAGUCUGGAGACUGCUAUUACAUGAGAGAUGACCUGAACAGCACACACCAGCAUUGUGUUCUUGCUGGAGAGUCGGCUCGUUUCAGCUCCACACACAGAGUGGCUGAGUGUUCUAGAGGGACCUUGACCUACAUCCAGUCCCGGUGCCAUGAGGCCCUGUCCAACCUGCACACUGACCCUGAGACAGGUUCUCACAGCCUGCUGGUCCUGCAGCCGACAAAACUGCAGCACUGUGAAGAGAUUCACAAUGAGGUGGAGUUUGAAUGGCUGCGGCAGUAUUGGUUCCAGGGCCAGCGCUUCACCCGCUUCUGCAGCUGGUGGACCAGACCGAUGGAGCAACUGGAGAAGGACUGGAAGCUCAUGGAGACCAUGACUAUGCUCUUCCUGGCUGUGGUGGAGGAGGAGGGCCAAGCAGAAGAAGGAAGGAGGGAGAUGGCAGAAACCCUGCUGGCUGCUUUGACAGACAGACACCAGCAGAGACAAACAUGGAGGGACAGGUGCCACUCGAAUCUGGCGCAGACGUUAUCCCCCGAGGAGGCCCCAGUGGAUCGACCCUUUUGGGGUGUGGAUGACCCCAACAUGCCUCUGCCCUUUGAUCUGGCCGACAUCAUCAACAGAGUGGAGUCACUGCUGUGGAGGAUGUGAAGGAUAGCUUGAUGAUCCGAGGAGAAAACAUCAGAGGAACCCCCCGACAGCUUGGUUGGCAUGUCAGCUGAGAGGACAGACCACUGACGAUACAUGUGAAUCCAGCAAGAUUGAAUUCUUUUGAAAUUGGGACAUCUUCAUCCUUCUCCUCCUACUUCACCUUUCUCUACUACCCUUGCGGACCUUAACGUUUUCAUCACCCCCAAACCCCCACGACUUGGAUUUGGCUGGAAGGAAACCAGACCACUGUAGAUU
Messenger RNA from Nematolebias whitei (Rio pearlfish), 2413 nucleotides. RefSeq names its product FTO alpha-ketoglutarate dependent dioxygenase (gene fto). Bases 227 to 2158 code for a protein of 643 amino acids. NCBI's taxonomy places the organism in Eukaryota, Metazoa, Chordata, Actinopteri, Cyprinodontiformes, Rivulidae. The record is from RefSeq and is a predicted model, not a curated record. Gene Ontology annotation, biological process: DNA alkylation repair; regulation of multicellular organism growth; RNA repair. Gene Ontology annotation, molecular function: mRNA N6-methyladenosine dioxygenase activity; broad specificity oxidative DNA demethylase activity; ferrous iron binding. The transcript is spliced from 10 exons.